Messenger RNA from Solea solea (common sole), 1887 nucleotides. RefSeq names its product relaxin family peptide receptor 3.3b (gene rxfp3.3b). The transcript has a single exon. Lineage: Eukaryota; Metazoa; Chordata; Actinopteri; Pleuronectiformes; Soleidae. Gene Ontology annotation, molecular function: bradykinin receptor activity. Gene Ontology annotation, biological process: immune response; G protein-coupled receptor signaling pathway. Gene Ontology annotation, cellular component: membrane. The record is from RefSeq and is a predicted model, not a curated record. Bases 124 to 1332 code for a protein of 402 amino acids.
ACCAGCGGCGGGAAAAGGAGAGCUCCGGGACCACAGAGCCGCGCGCGGAGCGACAAUGAGCCGCGCGGGCUGCGCGCACCUCGCCGCACUGGAAGCGUCUCCUCUCCGGAAGCGCACGACGUGAUGCGCGCUGCUGCGGGAUACGGUUCGCGUCUUUCACCGGACAGGAUGGCGGAGAUGUGGAACCACAACGCCACGUCCUCGUGGAACCGGUCUGCCGCGGAGCAGAACCGCUUCAGCAGCCUGGACGACAUCGACGUGCCGGCGGACGGCUCCCCGACGCUGCGCAUCCUCAUCUCCCUCGUGUACUCGGUGGUGUGCGCCGCCGGGCUGGUCGGGAACCUGCUGGUGUUCUUCCUGAUGAAGGCGCGCCGCGGCCGGAGGAAGCGCUCCAGCAUCAACCUGUUCAUCCUCAACCUGGCGGUGACGGACUUCCAGUUCGUGCUGACUCUGCCCUUCUGGGCCGUGGACAUGGCGCUGGACUUCAGCUGGCCCUUUGGAAACGCCAUGUGUAAGAUCAUCCUGUCCGUGACCGUGAUGAACAUGUACGCCAGCGUCUUCUUCCUCACCGCCAUGAGCGUCACCCGCUACUGGUCCGUGGCGUCGGCGCUGAAGGACCGGACCCGGCGGCGGGUGUGCCCGGUGCGCUGGGUGAUCGCGGCGCUCUGGGUCUCGGCCACUGUGGCCACUCUGCCCACCGCGAUCUUCUCCACGGUGAAGAGCGUGGCCGGGGAGCGGCUGUGUCUGCUGGGCUUCCCGGACGGUCAGUCGUGGCUGGCGCUGUAUCACCUGCAGAAGAUCCUGGUGGCCUUCGUGUUCCCCAUGCUCAUCGUCACCGUGUGCUACCUGCUGCUGCUGCGCUUCGUCCGCCUGCGCAGCAUGAACAACAACCAGGUGAAGCGCAGGUCCCGGGUCACGCGCUCCGUCACCAUCGUCGUCCUCUCCUUCUUCAUCUGCUGGAUGCCCAACCACGCCAUCACCCUGUGGGGCGUGCUGGUCAAAUUCAACGUGGUCAACUGGGAUAAGACGUACUACAUGGUGCACACGUACGUGCACCCGGUGACCGUGUGCCUGGCGCACACCAACAGCUGCCUGAACCCGGUGCUCUACUGCCUCAUGCGCCGCGAGUUCAGGAAGAAGAUGAAGGACCUGUUCUGGAGGAUCUCGUCCCCGAGCGGCGCCAACACCUGCCACCUGCGCCCCUUCUCCGGGACGGUGAGAGCGGAGCCGGACGACACGCAGGUGGUGAUCCCGCUCAACAACGUGGAGACGGAGAACUGCAGACUGUCGGUGUUAACGGACCAGUGCGACACGGAGGCGCUGCAGAGGUGAACAUGUGCACGUGCCACCGGGACUUCCUGGAGAGGCUUCAGCUUGAUGUCGUGUUUUCUGACUUUGCAUCAAAGGGAUUUUUAAUCAUUUAUGAAUAUGACAUUUGUUUUGACAUGUGUGAAACAUUAAAGGAGAGAGGGGGAAAUGCGCACAGUCGUGCGUAAAGUGCGCGCCAUGCAGGGCACGAUGCGUAAAAACCACCCUGCAGCUGCUGCUGCUGCUGCUGCCGUGACGCUGUAGUUUGUUUGUUUGCUUGUGUAAAGAUGAAGGAUUAUUUGCCUGCUUUUUUUGUUGUUUUCUCGAUAUAAAUGGAUGUCACGUGUUCAGCCCGCUCCCGGUUCUCCUCGUCCUGCUCCUGCUGCCCCUGCUGCUCCUGCUCCUGCUGCUCCUGCUGCUCCUGCUCCUGCUGCUCCUGCUGCUGCUCUAAACAUCAUCUGUGCAGUGUUGUUGACGUUUGCUGUGGCUGAAGUGUAAACAUGUACAAGCUUUGAGUCCGUGAAUGUAAAAAAAAGAGAAGAAAAUCAAUGUCAGCAGAAUAAACGAGUUCCAGUGAGA